Molecule: messenger RNA, 1917 nt
Organism: Seminavis robusta
Lineage: Eukaryota; Bacillariophyta; Bacillariophyceae; Naviculales; Naviculaceae
Source: the annotation of a GenBank genome assembly
CUUGGAAAAAGUCGGUAUCUUUUGAGUUCGACCGCUAAGGUUAAAGCUGAAUCUUUGCGUUAAGCCAACAAGGCGGAUUACGACACCCCUCUUCCCUCCUUGUCUCUUUUCCUCUCUCCUCGAGUGUCAGGCUCCUUUCAACCCACAAGAUCCGAGUCCAGUCCAAAGUCCAAAAGAAGACUUGCUUGGUACCUCAUUAGUCAGAACACUCUGAAGGCCGACAACACAUUCCGCAGAGGGCUUUCAUGGUUCUCACGUCCUCACUACCGUAUUCUCCAUGCAUGUAAUGGACUGCAACUAAUCGAAUCGAAUUGAAGCAAAAAUGGAUUAAGUUCGGGGCUGCCCUGUCGAAGAAAAUCAAGAUCAUCUUUGGUUAUCCAUACGAUCGUUGCAAGAACCCAGCCGCGACAACAAUGACCAAUGGCGACUCUUCACUCAGGCAACACAGAGGCGACACCAUCACCAGCAGCAGGAAUACCAGAUUGCACACUCUCAUCACCAGACUGCAGAUUUUGUUGUUGGGUAUCCUCCUGGGAGCUCUGCCUGGGUUGUACGUGGGAAUCCCCUCUUCAACUGACAUUGCCGACACGCAACAAACACAUCCAGAGCUGGAUUGCGAUCACAACCAUGCACUACAGCUAGAUACUGCCAGCAGUUCUAGCAGUGCCGGCAGUCAACAGGAACAAGAAAGUACAGUCAAGACCAAACACCCUGACUGGUGCCCAACGGCCCAAUGCACAGAUACCGAUCUGUGUCAUCCCUGUCAACGACGCUUCCUCAUUGUGAUUGCCACACCCCGAUCGGCAUCUACCACUCUGACGUGGAUGUUGGACGAAUUGCCAGGGAUUCGCAUGGCAGGAGAAAACAACAAUAUGCUCACUUUUAUUUUCAAUGCCAACAAGGCGGUCUUCAAUCACUCUUCCUUUCAUCGUGGAAAUGAAGAGAGGACGUCUUGGGGACACAAUCACAUACCCAACCAAACCUUUGCGUGUGCCGCCCAGGCCAUGAUUCAAGCCAUUAAUCCACCCGAGCUACUACUAACGACAGAUCGAAUCCAUCUUGCAGACAAGCUUCAGGAACAAUCCACCAUUGUGGGAUUCAAAACCAUUCGAUUUGAACGUGGCGUCGAUGGAAAACCUCAGACCGAACAAGAAUGGUUGGAAAAGGUGGAAUUUGUCAAGGAAAAUUUCCCCUGUUCUCGAAUCUUGGUCAAUAUCAAUUCCAACGUUACACGACAAUCCGAAUCCUUCAAAGCCGCGAAAUGGGGAACGAUUUCCGAAAACAGUCUGCGGAAUCGAAUGCUCAAGUUAAAGCGGAUCGCCGAACUGUUUGGACCUGAACGGGCAUAUCUCUUGGAUUCGGCAGAAUGGACCAAGAAUGUGGAGAUUCUCAAUGCGGCUGUGUCUUGGUUGGGCUUUGACAGAGCAUGUCAUUUUCGGGAGUUGUUGCAAUUCAAUACGGCUGGAGCCAAGGGAUUCACACAUUCCAAGACGAAGCUUGACUAUCAUUCUCCCCGCUGCAAAAGACUCGAGUAGCAACUCGGUAACCACUUGAGUUGGGCUCACAAGGGCUCACCCAUAUACCGGUAUCCAACGAAGGGGCCCCUGCACUCAAAUCCUUCGUGCGCGUGGCUGUGACGAGCAAUCAAAGUCAUGGCCAGACCAAUCAAUCUGCAAGGGCGAAAACUAGUAACUGUUGCUCGUUUCAGUCCCUGCAAUCGCUUCAACCAAGCACUAGCUAGAGGAAGGCUUUCUUGGAUUAGGUUUGAAAUUGAAUGGUUUCACCGCGGCUUCCCAGGUACUUGUUUGGGUCGUACAAUAGGAUCAUGCUAAUCUGCUUACUACCAGUGGUAGCUACGGUAGUCUAUGGCAACCUUCCUUUUUUUGUAACAUCACUUAGCUAGCAUUUAUGAGAGCU